Nymphaea colorata (pocket water lily) is the source of this 5316-nucleotide messenger RNA. RefSeq names its product putative disease resistance protein RGA3. The transcript has 4 exons. Gene Ontology annotation, biological process: defense response to other organism. Bases 450 to 5174 code for a protein of 1574 amino acids. Gene Ontology annotation, molecular function: protein binding; ADP binding. NCBI's taxonomy places the organism in Eukaryota, Viridiplantae, Streptophyta, Magnoliopsida, Nymphaeales, Nymphaeaceae. The record is from RefSeq and is a predicted model, not a curated record.
AGUAGUUGUCAGCAGCCUGGUCUAUAGGCAUAGUUUUUUGCCUUUUUUUUCCGCAUCCAUUUGAAAAUUGCUUCUCUUCCUCUGCUCUUCAAUCUACCUCAGAAACUGAGAGUGGGGUUGGAGGAGAUGGAGGUAGUAAUAGACGCUCUUGCGCAAACAGCCAUUUCCAAUCUGUGGGGUGCUGUAACCAACUUGUUGAACGAGACCAAAGACUACAUCUUGAAUGCCAAAGGCGAUCUGGAGAAGCUCCAAACGAAGCUGGCAAACUUCCAAAAGGACAUCAAAGCUGAAGAACGUGACAGAGUUCCAGCAAGAGGGAUCAGGUACGAAAGCUGUCUUGGACCACUGCAUUCACUUCUUUUUACGAAGAUGCUUCUUUUCACUUCCAACUUGGUAACAAAAUCAACAAAAUCAAUGAAAGGCUUGAUGAAAUAAAGAAAGAUUGAGACAUGGUGUAUAGGCUCAAAACAACACCAACAGGGGGUGGAGAGAACCCUGUUCAUGGUGAACAUGACAACCUCAGAGAGACAACCCAUCACAUGGGUGUACAACCAUCCACGGGUAGGGGGGAUGAUAAAAAGGAGAUAGUGAAAAGGCUCUUGUCAAAUGACUCUACAGAAAGUAGUAAGACACAAAGGGGUGGUGUUUCUAUUAUUUCUAUUGUAGGAAAAGGAGGAAUCGGCAAAACAACUCUUGCAAAAAUGGUCUUUAAAGAAACAGAAGAAUAUUUUGGGAAACGUAGAUGGUGGGUUUGUGUUUCGGAAAGACCAAACCGUAAGGAUUUGUUACGGAAAAUAUUGAAGGAAGUGCGCAAGAAAUAUAAAGAAGACGUUGAUAGUUCCUUGAGUGAGUUGUGCACACAAUUACGGAACAAGCUCUCAAAGAAAAAAAUUUUGUUGGUCCUAGAUGAUGUGUGGGAAACGAAAUGGUGGGAGGAAGAGGUAGAGGGAACAUUGAUGACGGGUGUAAUGGGGAGCAAUAUUUUGAUUACCAGUAGAAACAAAAAUGUAUCAGAUGAGUUGCAUGCUUCUUAUAUGCAUGAAUUACGAGAAUUUAAUUUUCAGCAAAGUUGGGACCUGUUUCUGAACGUGGCAUUAAGAGAAGGCCAAACAGAACAAGAUUUGGUGAUGCAUAAUAUCAAAGAAGUUGGAGUGAGCAUAGUCAAGAAGUGUGGUGGGUUGCCACUUGUGAUUAAGACAGUAGGGUCCAUGAUGCUUACGAAGCAAAUGAGUAGGGAGGACUGGAAGUCCGUCGAUGAUAGUAAGAUAUGGGAAUGGAAGAGGCCUGCAGCCUCAUCAUCGACGUCUGAAAUAGGCGGCGAUAUUCUUCCUGGUCUCAUACUAAGCUACGAUGACUUGCCAUAUUAUUUGAAGAGUUGUUUUGUGUAUUGCUGCAUUUAUCCAAAGGAUUAUGAGAUUGAAAGGGAGAGAUUGAUCAUGCAAUGGGUGGCACACGGAUUGAUUGAGGAAAAGAAACACAUAGAUGUGGAAGCGACAGCAAACCAGUACAUUCAAGAUUUGAUAAGGCGGUGUUUGAUUGAAGAAAAUAAUCAUCGUUUUCAUGGCUCCCAACUUAAAUUGCAUGACAUUUUGCAUGACCUUGCCUCAUACAUAGGUGGAGAGGAAUAUAGCCAUGCCUCUAUUUCUCAACGCACACGCCAUAUGUCAUUACUUGCUAUAGACGAUGUAGAAGAGGCCAUGCAUAAUGCCACAGCCACAACACAUAAGCUGCGUACGUUGUUGAUUAAGUCAUUGCCUUCCGAGCACUUGACCAAUUUCAAGUGGCUGAGGGUGUUGUCAUUGAGGGGAUGUGAAAUGGAUGAGUUGCCAAAUUGCAUUCAAUGCCUUGCACUUGUAAAAUAUCUUGAUCUAAGCAAGUCUAAAGUGAGACGGUUGCCCAGUUCAAUCGGCAGACUCUGUAACUUGUCUGAAGGUCUGGAGAUGCUUACUGAUUUACGGACCUUGCAUAGGUUUAUGGUAUGCGAUGACAAAGGGAAGACAAGAGGCUGCAAUAUUAAUGAACUAAAAGACUUGAAGAAACUAAAGGGAGAAUUGUCAAUUGAAGGUCUGCGUGGGGGAAUGGUGAAAGUGAUCGAUCCAAAGAAAGUGGAGCUUAAUUUGAAGCAUGAGCUAAUUGGGGUGAAAUUUAUUUUCGAGGAGCAAGGGGAUGACAAAGUGGAUAGCGCUUCUGAAGAGAGGGGUUUGCUGGAGACUUUGGAACCUCCACAUGGCAUAGAGAGGUUGGUAAUUGGUGGUUAUAAAGGAGACACUAGGCCUGAGUGGUAUUUGGACACCAAUUACGAGGAGCUGCGCCUAGAACGUUGUCCAUCAUGGGCAGCAGUGAUAGGAAUUAAAUCAUUGAAAAAAUUGGAGGUCAGCAACUGCCCAACAUUGGGUGCAUUGCCGAGCAUGCCCUUGUUGAAGUCCUUGAUGAUUUCGCACUGUCAUGGGCUCAACACGAUUGGUGACUCGUUCGCUGUGAACUAUUGUGGUAGGCUGAAAACUCUCGCUAGAAUGCCUGCAUUGGAGUCAUUGUACAUUAGGGACUGUGAUGGGCUCAACACGAUUGGUGACAUGCCGGCUGUAAAGACGUUGAUUCUGAUUGAUUUGCCCAACUGGGAACCAACAUUUACUUCUAUGCCAUGCUUAAGAAAGGGGAUAUUUGAAAAAUGGAAGAUGGCAAUAGUAAUCGACGCACUUGCAGAAAAAGCUAUUUCUAGUCUAUUGGACGCUGUAACCAGUUUGUUGAGAGAAGAGGUGGACCUCAUCUUGAAUGCCAAAGAUGAACUCAAGAAGCUCCAGAGGAAGCUGGAACACUUGGAGGUGUCCCUUAAGGAUGUAGAUCACAAGCCCUUUUUCAGCAGCGAGCGCGACAGGUAUCUGGAGGGAGAGUUGAAGGACGUUUUUUACGAUGCUCAGGACAUCAUCGAAAAAUACCAAACCGAAAUUAAGCUCAGCAAAAGGGAGAACGAUUCUUUAACUUCAUGGAACAAGGUAAGAAAGCCCUGGAUCACUCUAUCCUCUUGCUUUAAGGAACAUGUGCGUGCUUCCUACAAAUUUUCUAAUGAAACUAAGAAAAUCAAUGAAAGGCUUGAUGCAAUAAAAAAAGAUUGGGAAAUGGUGGAUCUACUCAAAACAACACUCAAUAGAAGGUUUGAGGACCCUGUUCAUGGUGAACAUGACAACUCCCGAGAGACAACCCAUCACAUGGGUGCACAACCACCCACAGGCAGGAAGGAUGAUAAAAGGGAGAUAGUGAAGAGGCUCUUGUCUGACGAAUCUGCACAUAGUAGUAUGACUAAGAAGGGAAGUGUUUCCAUUAUCUCUAUUGUAGGAAAGGGUGGCAUCGGCAAAACGACUCUUGCAAAAAUGGUUUUUAGUGAAAUCGAACAACAGCUUGGGGAACGUAGGUGGUGGGUUUGUGUUUCAGAAAGGCCAAACCGUAAGGAUUUAUUGCAGAAAAUACUAAAGGAAGUGCACAAGAAAUCCAAAGAAGACAUUAACGGCUCCUUGAACAAUGUAAAAGAGACCAUGCAUAAUGCCACAGCCACAACACAUAAGUUGCGCACGUUGUUGGGUGCAUCCUCGUGCCACAUGACCAAUUUCAAUUGGUUGAGGGUGCUGUCAUUGAGGGGAUAUAGGAUGUAUGAGUUGCCAAAUUCCAUUCAAUGCCUUGCACUUCUAAAAUAUCUCCAUCUAAGCUGGUCUAAGGUGAGAAGAUUGCCCAGUUCAAUCAGCAGACUCUAUAACUUGCAAACAUUAGAUUUAAGUUAUAGUAGAAUUGAAGAGUUGCCCAAGGAAAUAGGCGAACUGUGCAACCUGAGGUAUCUUGGGCUGGAAGUUACACAGGAAUUGAAAUUUAUAGCAGAAGGCUUGAGGAAGCUUACCAAUUUACGGACCUUGCAUAGGUUCGUGGUAUGCGAUGACAAAAGGGGCACAAAGGGAUGCAAUAUUAGGGAACUAAAAGACUUGAACAAACUGAAGGGAGAAUUGUCAAUAGAAGGUUUGGGAGGGAGUAGAAAAGCAAUUGAUCAUGUAGGAAAUGCUCAAUUGCUAAAGGAGAAGCAUGGCAUAAUCAGUUUGCUAUUAAACUUUGGGUUUGCGACAUGUAAUGACAAACAGAGCAGUGCUUCUGAACAGAGUGGUGUGCUGGAGGCAUUGGAACCUCCACUUGGGCUGGAGUGCUUGAAGAUAAGUGAUUACAAAGGAAAGAUUCCAGCUUGGCAUUUGAAGACUGAGUAUUAUACCAUGCUACAUUCACUAAAGCUGGACAGUUGCUAUUUAUGGGAAAAACUAAUAUGCAUUACUUCAUUGAAAGCAGUAUAUGUCAACAAUUGCCCAGCACUAUGUGAAAUAGCUAGCAUGCCUGCCUUGGAGUCGCUGGAGGUGAAAGAUUGCAGCAGCCUAGAGCAAUUACCUCGUCACAUGCCGUCUCUCAAGUCGUUGAAGGUGGACGAUUUGCCCAACUGGGAGGGUUGGCCAGCAGGUGGAUCAGGGGAAACAACACUUACUUCUAUGCCUUGCUUAAGAGAGGCAGAUUUUGCGAAUUGUCCAAAGAUGCAGACACAAGGCUUGAUUUAUGCGCUAUCGCAACUGGCAGGGCAUGAGGGUCAAGCGACUCAGCUCCAAAAGCUGUCAGUGCAGAAUUGCCCAAGUGCAAGAUUGGGAUGGAAGUUGCUUGAGCAACUGCCUAACCUCAUUGAGUUGGAGUUGGAUUCAAAAUCAGCAGUACUAGUGCCAUCGCCAUUGCCAUCACAGGUAUCCACAUUUCUACCUUCCCUCAAGACUCUGGAAUUGAGAGACAACACGAAUGUUGAUGAGGAGGUCAAAUGGGGAAGGUUGCCUCAGUGGGUGUGGGGUCUCUCUCAACUGGAGUACUUGAGCCUAGAUUCUUUCUCUGAGGAGAUCAGCUUGGGAGGCCACUGGCAAUGCCUCCCCAAACUGAGAAGGCUAUGGCUUCAUGACUUCCCCAAUCUGAAGUCUGUGGUGGAGGUGAAUAAUAAUAUUACUGCCCAACAACAACAAAAUGGAACAACAUGUCCCUCCGAUGCACAGCAACAACAGAUCGCCUGCCUCUCCAACCUUCAAUCGUUGUGGAUUGUUAAUUGUCCAGCACUCGAUCUGCCGCAGGAGUUAAGGGACCGUCUUGGAGGAAGAAUGAUAAAAGUUCUCUAAAAUGUUUUAGUGUUUAAAAUUGAUGACGAUCUGAAACUAUUUUUUUUGGUUAAAUAUGUAUCUUUUUUCAUUUUGUCGGCUAUUUUCUUUCUCUCCCUUGUUUGAUUUAGGUCUUGUAAAUAUUUUAUGUUAUGUUUUUUAU